Mesitornis unicolor (brown roatelo) is the source of this 1332-nucleotide messenger RNA. RefSeq names its product PRKC, apoptosis, WT1, regulator (gene PAWR). The transcript has 7 exons. Gene Ontology annotation, cellular component: cytoplasm. NCBI's taxonomy places the organism in Eukaryota, Metazoa, Chordata, Aves, Mesitornithiformes, Mesitornithidae. The coding region runs from base 1 to 717 and encodes 238 amino acids. The record is from RefSeq and is a predicted model, not a curated record. Gene Ontology annotation, biological process: apoptotic process; positive regulation of apoptotic process.
AUGGGCUUGCAUCUGGUUCAGGCAAAAUCAUCUGGGCUAAUUAGAACUGCUGAAACCAACCUGCCUGACCUUUCCCGAAAUGAACUGGGAAGCCCUUCGAUAUGUGCUCAGCCAGCAGAACUGGGAGGCAAAAGCAAAAUCUCUUACACAGAGGUAAAGUUAUUGGUUAUGACAAAUGGGAUUGUAGAACCAUUCAAAUCGAAGGGACCUGAGAGCCUCGAUGAGUAUGAAGAUGAUGAAGCAGGGCAGAAGGAGCGAAAGAAGGAGGAUGCUAUUACCCAACAGAAUACGAUACAGAAUGAGAGUUCCAGUGCAGAUACCUCUGGCUCAUACUUAUUACAGGACUCCUCCAGGAUGGUUUCAAGCAGGUAUAAAAGCACAGCUAAUGCACCAGAAGACGAUGGUCCAAAUAGGUAUUCCCGAACAGACAGGACAACUUACAGCAGAUACAGCAGGGAUGCAAAUUCUUCAGGCAGUUCUGUACCAAGUAGCGCUUUGGAAAAGAGGAUUGAGGAACUUGAAAGAGAACUUGUAAAGGAGAGACAGGAAAAUGCAAGAUUAAUGAAGAUGACACAGGACAAAGAGGAACUAAUUGGAAAGCUGAAGGAAGAAAUUGAUUUAUUAAACAGAGACCUAGAUGAUAUAGAAGAUGAGAAUGAACAAUUGAAGCAGGAAAAUAAAACCCUCUUAAAAGUUGUUGGACAGCUGACAAGGUAGAAGAUGCAAGCCUCAAUGAGGAAAGAUUUAAAAACUACUGAUUGAACGUUAAGGUCAAUAUAGUAAUACUUCUUGUGUUCCAGUAUGUUAUAAUAAUUGUCUUUAUAUUUAUUGUUAGGAAACCAGAUGAAUGUUUAUUUUCAUAGUACUUUCUUCUUCAUUCAAUGAAAUGGCAUCAAAUUUGGGGUAUAUUUUUAGCUUUCUUUUCACAUAAGAAUUAUUUCAGGUUUUUUGUCAUAUUUCAAAAUAUUAAGUUAAAUAUAUUUGGGUUUUGUAUCUUCAGAUUACAUCUGGAUGAAUUACAGUAAUUUAAAAUUCAUGGCACCAAAAUAAUUUUCAGUUCUUGUGGGUGUAUAUUUUUGAAAUGAAUGGAAGCAAUACAUAAGAGCUUUGUUUACACAGAUCCAAAAUAUAUAUUUUGGGAAAUAUUUCCUUUUUUGUUUAAACAGCUGUAAAGUGGAUGCCUUAUUACUGAUGUAUAACAUUUUGCAGAUUGAUUACUUGCUCUAAAACUCUUGUAUGCUGAGGUUUUUUACCAUAUCUGAAAGACUGACAAUAGUAGAGAGUAGCGGGUUUUUUUCUGUAUAACAGUAUUCUGGCAGGAGGGGGAGGUUU